UGUCAGUUUGACUGUGAGUCACUUGGUGCUGGUGUUUGGAUUCUCCUCACUGAAAAGCAGAUGAAGCGCACAAUAAGGGAAAUGCCCAAACAAUUUCAAGAGUCUGGACCCUCUAACCAGGACAAACAGAGCUCAAGAGCACCGUCUACUGGCAACAAGGAAAACAUCUAGGGAUUUUGGUGGAUUACACUCCAUCAGCUUCAUGUAAUCCCUCCUUUUAUUGAAGGAGCUCAGGCUUUUUUUGUAUCUUUUUGGUUCUUGGACUAAUUCUUCACAGCUCCUACUGCCAAAAGCAUGUCAACAAAAAUGACUUUAUAGCCACUGACUGCAGGCAGAAUAGAAGAAAAGCAAUAUAAAGCAUGGAGGCUUCAAGUUCUGCUCAUGUGGGGACUUCGCCCUCUACACCCAUAUUCCCCACCUACCCUACUCCCUCCUCUCCUGGGUACUUGCAUUUCUUCUGGGAGUACCAGGACAAUUCUGUCAUUGUGGAACAUUACAACCACACUGGCAAGCUGCAGAAAGACCGCUACCGUGAGGGACUCAAACCUGAGGGCAUUGCGUUCCUGGUGGUGUGUCUCCUCAUUGUCCUGGAGAACGCUGUGGUUCUCAUCGCCAUUUGGAGGAACAAGAAGUUCCACCUGCCCAUGUAUUACUUGCUGGGUAAUCUGACUCUGUCUGACCUGCUGGCUGGGAUUACCUACAUGGCCAACAUUAUCAUGUCCGGACCUAAUACUUUGAAACUGACGCCAUUGCUGUGGUUCCUCAGGGAGGGAGGGGUCUUCAUCACUCUGGCUGCCUCUAUCAUUAGCCUGCUGGCCAUUGCAAUUGAACGACAUGUUACUAUGGUGACAAUGAGGCCAUACCACGGGGCAAAGCGGGGACGGAUGUUGGCACUGAUUGGUGCAAGUUGGGCCCUGGCAGGCUUUUUGGGGGUCCUACCAAUUCUGGGAUGGAACUGCAUCCACAGACUGGACCAAUGUUCAACAGUGCUCCCUCUUUAUGCCAAGAGCUACAUCCUCUGCUGCGUCUCUGUGUUCAGUGCAGUGCUACUGGCCAUCGUGGUCCUUUAUGCCAGAGUUUUCCGCAUUGUCCGCACCAACACACAGCGCCAGCGGCUGGGCCUGUCGGGCAGCAUGCGAAAAGGCUUAGCGAGGAAGUCGCAGAAGUACAUCGCCCUCCUCAAGACAGUCACCAUUGUGCUGGGCGUCUUCAUCGCCUGUUGGCUGCCCCUCUUCCUCCUACUCCUCCUGGACUUUUUCUGCCCAACCCUCAGCUGCCGCCUGCUCUACAAGGCAGAUUACUUCCUGGGAGUAGCCAUGGUUAACUCACUCCUCAACCCCAUCAUCUACACUCUCACCAGUAAAGACAUGAGGAGAGCCAUUCUGAGGUUGCUCUGUCGGCCGUGUCUGAUGACCAGAGAUGGCCAAGUAAAGAAGAUCGGGAUGCCGUUCCUGGAGUGCAGUUUCAGUAAGACUGAGGUGGCAUCCCAGAAGUUAGAGGGGGGAGUGGAGACGACCGUUUCCUCUGGGAACGUUGUCACAACCCCAUCUCCAAUUAAAGCUCUUUACCCCAAACUCUUCAAGUCAUAAGGACAGAGACUGAGGUUGAGUUCAUAAAUGUAUGAAUGGGUUUCCCACUAAACAAGAGGACAUGCAGCACAUGUCUAACUUCUAUAGAGAGGAAGCAGUUCUGGUAUACUCAAAUAUAAAGUAUAGCCAGAAACAGAUAUUAUGGAGGCACAAGAGAAUCAUGUUUAGACAAAUGUCUUGCCCUGCCAAGUCAAAAGUGGUGCAGUAAAAGCCAUAAAAUCACAUCCACGAACUUCACUGUGACAUGAUUACAGCACAAAAAGCCAUGAGGAUGCUAUUCAAAUGUGAACAAGCAAACAAACAUUUUUUAUGAGUAUAAUGCAAGUGAUGACUCUCCUUAACUAAUUUGCACUGAAAUAUCACAAUGAACGGAGCAGCAGCCUUGGAUUACAUUUGUGUUGAAGCCAGGAAGGACGUUUUUUGUAAACCCAAAGACUUUCAUGACUGAAAGAGUGUAAAUUGUGUGACAUUUUCACCAAAACCUGCUGGGUUAAUGGUGAAUGAGUGUGGCUGUUUUUCCCUCUUUUUGCAGUUUCUUAUCAGAGUGCCUUAAAUACAUCACAGACACCAUCAUGUGCGAGAUUUGAUAUGAUAAAAUCGUGCAGCACCCCUAUAUCUGUGUACGUGAUGUAGGGAGCGUUACAGGGAGAGAGAAAGGCGACAGGAAAGAGAGAGGUAGCACUCACUCUUAACUGUUCAUACAAAGACAACUCAGUGGAGAAUGUUGUGGCAGAGUUGCAGGAGGGUGGGAUGUUUUGAACUGACAGAUGGUUAACCUAUCUGAUGCCAAGCGGACACUUGCUGUCGUUAGUGUUCUAGAUUCUGAAAUGUCAGACUGACAUCUGCAGGAAAACCUCUACAGAAACUAAAACCAUCAAAAUGUCACCAUAUGAUGUGAUUAAUUGACAGAUGUAACAAUGCUUUCUUUCUCUUGCAACCUGCCGAUAUACAGUAGUUAAACUCUGACUGAAACCAAAUCAGCUGCAAUCACCUGUAAGAAAAGGUCCGAUACAUGAGUUCAUCAGAAAUUUAAAUUUCAACUCGCGAAAAAAAGUUGUAGAUGCAAUCAAUCCUCAUCAUCCAGCUGCAUCUGGAGUUUUAAGGACAAGAAUGUGCCUGCACUUUUAAGCUAAAUCACGUAAAACCAGAACAGAUUCAUCAAAGAGUAAUUAUUACAAUUCUUCCCUUCACUGUUCAUCGUGUUAUCAGAAGAUUUCUGGUUAUAGUUUAAGGUACGGAUUUUUUUCUUAUUAUGAAAUGAGUUUGACAUCAGCCUUUUUAUACAGUUGCUUUUUAGUGUAGUCUUACAAGACCUUAAUUGAUGGAAAAGGCAGUGUGCUUUUUUUGUACUGUAAUUCAUGUAGUGAACCUUUUGUAUUUCUGAAGACUUUUUAUAUCGCCUAUAUUGUAAAUUAUAUCUAUUUUGUGAUGAGAAAGGGCUAGCAAACUUUAUCUUUCUUUUCAUAAAAGAAAUAAAAUGUUUUUGAUUCCAAAGAG
Seriola aureovittata is the source of this 3086-nucleotide messenger RNA. It is a transcript of the gene s1pr5b, whose product is annotated as sphingosine-1-phosphate receptor 5b. Gene Ontology annotation, biological process: G protein-coupled receptor signaling pathway. Gene Ontology annotation, molecular function: sphingosine-1-phosphate receptor activity. The record is from RefSeq and is a predicted model, not a curated record. NCBI's taxonomy places the organism in Eukaryota, Metazoa, Chordata, Actinopteri, Carangiformes, Carangidae. The coding region runs from base 360 to 1589 and encodes 409 amino acids. The transcript is spliced from 2 exons. Gene Ontology annotation, cellular component: membrane.